AUGCUCACCGUACGGGAGGACUCCAUGGAGUCGCGAACUAUCUGGCUGGCCCUUAAAAUGAACAUCUCGCACUGGUGCGGGAGGUCUCAAACUCUGGCUAGCCUGACGAAUCUGUACCCUCCGAGCCUCAUUGAUCAUCGCCCGUCUGUCUCGGCGAACGGACGCAUUGACACCCCGACUUCUAGUGUGUCGGGUGCCAGAACUAUCAUAAUAGUCAUCGAACGCCUCGUCGUCGUCCCUGGCAUUAGAUUGUCCAGCUUUAGAUUCCGAGUUGGGAAACGGCGACUCGUUUUCUUGGAAAUUCACUCGAUUCUAGACGAAGCUCAAUUUCUCUCGGUCGAGCAACUGCUGAAAUCUCUUGUGGAAGGCAACGCGAUCGGUAAGGAGUGUUCGGGAGUAGUCUAUCACGUGGAGCUCAAAAACGGCGAAGUGAUCCAUGUGAAAAAGCUCUGGUCGACACGAUGCGUGCCGGUUUUAACAACAACGACAGCCGGUUCGAUGCUGGUGGGGUCCGCGACUCAUUCUCGAAGGAGGCAAAGACACUCGGGUCCAUCUGGGAAUAUCGUCAAGUUUCUAGACUGCUGCUCAAAUCGCAACACAAGGCUGCUUAUGUACGAUUACAUGCUGACAGAAACUGGGGGAAAAUGGGUGCUGGCCACUACCAUGAAGGACACCAUGAAAGAAGGAAAAAACCCAUAUGAAGCCCAAAUAGGGUUCCAUCCCAAAACCAAUCGGUGGAAGGAGGAGUAG
Molecule: messenger RNA, 750 nt
Organism: Striga asiatica
Lineage: Eukaryota; Viridiplantae; Streptophyta; Magnoliopsida; Lamiales; Orobanchaceae
Source: the annotation of a GenBank genome assembly